AUGGCGGGCCGUGAGCUGCGGGAUGAGGAGAGGGAUGAGGGUGCACGGUUGCGUCGCAAGGAGGAGCUGAAUCGAAAGAUUAAAGAGCAGAAGGUUGUAGUUGAUGAGCUGUCAAAUUUGAAGAAGAAUCGGAAAGUUUAUAAGCAGCAACCCAAUAGCAACAUAUUCUUCCUCGUAGACCGAACAGAAACGCUAUCUCAGUGCAAAAAUACAUUAGAUGAAUUAAAGAAGGCACAUCAGGAGAUGGAAAAUUCAGAAAAGACUAAAAUCAAGAAAUAGUU
Messenger RNA from Pezoporus flaviventris, 281 nucleotides. RefSeq names its product ASNSD1 upstream open reading frame (gene ASDURF). Lineage: Eukaryota; Metazoa; Chordata; Aves; Psittaciformes; Psittacidae. The record is from RefSeq and is a predicted model, not a curated record. The transcript has 4 exons. The coding region runs from base 1 to 279 and encodes 92 amino acids.